UCACGUGACCGCGGCUCGAGUCAGCUGAUGCGAGAGGGUUUGAAGCUGCACCGCGAGGGAGCGAGGCCGCAGUGGCAGCGGCGGGCGCUCGGACCCCGGCUGCCCCGCCGCGCCCGCCGGCGUCCGGCGCUCCCCGUCCUGGCAUGGCAGCCCCCGUGGGCCGGCGCGGCUCAGAGACGGAGCGCCUCCUGACACCCAGUCCUGGGUAUGGCACCCGGGCCGGGGCUUCCCCGGUCCCUCCGGAAGAGGAGGACCUGCGUCGCCGUCUCAAGUACUUUUUCAUGAGUCCCUGUGACAAAUUCCGGGCCAAGGGUCGUAAGCCCUUCAAGCUGAUGCUGCAAGUCGUGAAGAUCUUGGUGGUCACUGUGCAGCUCAUCCUGUUCGGGCUCAGCAACCAGCUGGCAGUGACCUUCCGGGAGGAGAACACCAUUGCCUUCCGGCACCUCUUCCUCCUGGGCUACUCUGAUGGGGCGGAUGAUACCUUCGCAGCCUACACGCGGGAGCAGCUCUACCAGGCCAUCUUCCACACCGUGGACCAGUACCUGAUGCUCCCCGAUGUGUCGCUGGGCCGGUAUGCCUACGUGCGGGGCGGAGGUGGCCCCUGGGCCAAUGGCUCGGCCCUGGCCCUCUGCCAGCACUACUACCACCGCGGCCACGUGGACCCGGCCAACGACACCUUUGACAUUGAUCCGCUGGUUGUCACUGACUGCAUCCGGGUGGACCCCCCUGAGAGACCCCUUGUGCCCCCCAGUGAUGAUCUCUCCCUCUCGGACGGCAGCGCCAGUUACAAGAACCUCACGCUCAAAUUCCACAAGCUGAUCAACGUCACCAUCCACUUCCAGCUGAAGACCAUCAACCUCCAGAGCCUGAUCAACAACGAAAUUCCAGACUGCUACACCUUCAGUGUCCUGAUCACUUUUGACAAUAAGGCGCACAGCGGCCGUAUCCCCAUCAGCCUGGAGACCCAGGCCCACAUCCAGGAGUGUAAGCACCCCAGCGUCUUCAGGCACGGAGACAACAGCUUCCGGCUCCUGUUUGACGUGGUCGUGAUCCUCACCUGCUCCUUCUCCUUCCUGCUGUGUGCCCGCUCGCUGCUCCGUGGCUUUCUGCUGCAGAACGAGUUUGUUGGGUUCAUGUGGCGGCAGCGGGGACGGGUCAUCAGCCUGUGGGAGCGGCUGGAAUUUGUCAACGGCUGGUACAUCCUGCUGGUCACCAGCGAUGUGCUCACUAUCUCGGGUACCAUCAUGAAGAUUGGCAUCGAAGCCAAGAACCUGGCGAGCUACGAUGUCUGCAGCAUCCUCCUGGGCACCUCCACCUUGCUCGUCUGGGUCGGCGUCAUCCGCUAUCUGACCUUCUUCCAUAAGUACAACAUUCUCAUUGCCACGCUGCGGGUGGCCCUGCCCAGCGUCAUGCGUUUCUGCUGCUGUGUGGCUGUCAUCUACUUGGGCUAUUGCUUCUGUGGCUGGAUCGUGUUGGGGCCCUACCACGUGAAGUUUCGCUCGCUGUCCAUGGUGUCCGAGUGCCUGUUCUCGCUCAUCAAUGGGGACGACAUGUUCGUGACGUUCGCCGCGAUGCAGGCCCAGCAGGGCCGCAGCAGCCUCGUCUGGCUGUUCUCCCAGCUCUACCUCUACUCCUUCAUCAGCCUCUUCAUCUACAUGGUGCUGAGCCUUUUCAUCGCGCUCAUCACUGGUGCCUACGACACCAUCAAGGUCAGUGCCGGCCCCCACGCCCUCCCCCCAGCCUGCCUCCAGUGGGGCCAGCCCUCACAUACUCGCAGCCGUGUACCUGGGGCUCCAGGUCCCCUUAGUAGGGUCUCAGGGCACAUGAGGCAGGGUGAGGAAGGAAGGGUCCAGGGGGAGAAGGUGGGAGACUCUGAGAAGCCAGAGAGAGGUGACUGGGUGGUGGUGCCGAUCGCAGCCGCCAGUCUUGGUUUCAUCCGCGUGGGCUUCUGGCCAGGUAAGGUUUCCUGAGUCUGCUUUUACCAAGCGAGAGACCAGGCUGUAGAGUUUUAGUGACUUGCCUGAGGUCAGCUGCUAAGCGGCCAGGCUCAACCCAGGACUGAGGGAUUCCGGAAGGCCCCGCUCCUAAUUCUUCUGUAGGGUGGUCUGGGUGGGAGCUCUUUAAGUCCAGGGAGUGGCGGUCCUGCAGGUUGUGGGGCUCAGAGGAAAGGGGUCGGAGUAGAAUGUGGGGGUGGCAGGUGGGCCAGACCCUGUGCUGGGUGGGUAUCUAGGAAACGCAGUGUAUACAGACUAGUCUGGACCAGUGGGCAGGGUGGUGACCAGCUGGUGAAAGGAACGAAGGCUACAGAGGGUCCCCUGGUCUAGACUGGUACUGGGGUGAGUCUGGGAGAGUUUCUAGAAUGUGCUAAUACUAAUCUUAGCCACCUGUGACUACUUAAAUUUU
Messenger RNA from Panthera uncia (snow leopard), 2403 nucleotides. It is a transcript of the gene MCOLN1, whose product is annotated as mucolipin TRP cation channel 1. Bases 144 to 1970 code for a protein of 608 amino acids. NCBI's taxonomy places the organism in Eukaryota, Metazoa, Chordata, Mammalia, Carnivora, Felidae. The record is from RefSeq and is a predicted model, not a curated record. Gene Ontology annotation, molecular function: NAADP-sensitive calcium-release channel activity. The transcript has 12 exons. Gene Ontology annotation, cellular component: lysosomal membrane; plasma membrane.